Molecule: messenger RNA, 678 nt
Organism: Trichomonas vaginalis G3
Lineage: Eukaryota; Parabasalia; Trichomonadida; Trichomonadidae
Exons: 1
Coding region: 1-678 (225 amino acids)
Source: RefSeq, a predicted model, not a curated record
AUGCCCAAUUACAAAAAUUAUGCUAAUGAAACUGUAGUUUAUAACUGCGGCAGUUCUGAACAAAACUGCCGAAUUACUAUUGCCAUGGCUUCUGGCUUUAUAAUCAUGAACCAAUGCAAUGUUUCACAAAAUAAAGUCAAACAAGACACAGGCGGUUAUUCAUUAGAUGAUUUUACCUCUAAUUCAUACAUAACUUGUGUCAAUAUCAUUGAAAAUAAUCAAUCAUAUGAUGACCUUCAUUUCCACUCAACUUCUGAAUCAUAUGCAUCAACAUUUAAAGUUACUUCAUGUAAUUAUAUUAAAAAUAAAGGUCUAGAACAAAGUUGUCUGAUAUAUGCUUGGCAUUCUAAUACUUAUAUGAGUAAUUGCUGUAUUAGUGAGAAUGAAAUUCCUUACAUUUUUGCAGCAAAUGAAUGUACAAUAGAAUUUGUAAAUUCAACAACAGAUAGCGAUACAUCAGUUACAGGAAAUGAUAUUAAUUCACUAGUAUUUAAGAACACUGGUAUUCCACUUGAAAACAAAUGUCCUCUUUUGAACUUAGAUAUCCUCGAUUCAUUAAGAUAUAAAUCUAGGUAUUCUACUAAUGACAAAAACAUAGAAGGUAAAAAGCACUUUUAUCCUAAAAAUUAUGUUAAAUUUUUCUGUUUAUUCAUGAUUAGUAAACAAUCUCGAAAUUAA